Messenger RNA from Mollisia scopiformis, 912 nucleotides. RefSeq names its product HlyIII-domain-containing protein. The record is from RefSeq and is a predicted model, not a curated record. Bases 1 to 912 code for a protein of 303 amino acids. The transcript has 3 exons. NCBI's taxonomy places the organism in Eukaryota, Fungi, Ascomycota, Leotiomycetes, Helotiales, Mollisiaceae. Gene Ontology annotation, cellular component: membrane. Gene Ontology annotation, molecular function: signaling receptor activity.
AUGGAGCCCAAUCCCGACAUCUCUGACGACUCGGCCCUGCUGCAAAAAGCCAAGACGCGAGUUCUGCUCCUCUUCGACGAAUUACCGGAAUGGGCAAGGGACAACGAGUACAUCCUUUCCGGCUGGAGACCUGAGACAAAUUCGUACUGGGAAUCCCUCAUGAGUAUGGGAUACAUCCACAACGAAUCUGGAAACAUAUACACUCAUUUCUUCGCAGCCCUAUGGAUGGUCGUGCUGGGGUCAUGGUGGAGCGGCUAUGCAACCGAGCGGUAUCCAGCCACGAAUUCCGACGACGCUAUUGUCUUUUUCCUGUUCUUUCUGGGCGGGACGGUCUGCUACCUUCUUUCGACGGCUUAUCAUGUUUUCUCCAACCAUUCGCAUUCAACUCAUCUAUUUUGCCUGAAGCUUGAUUACCUAGGCAUUCUCACCGUCACUGCUGGAUGUUUUCCGCCGGGCCUCUGGUAUACCUUUCCGUGCGCUUCACGUCAAGUGAAAUUCACCUGGAUUGCUGUCGACCUUACCGCCCAGUUCUGCGCUGCCCCUCUUGCUUUGUUUUCGAAAUCCUUUCAGGCUCCCAAGAUGCGACCCCUCCGUGGGUUCGUCUUUUCCGUCAUGGCUUCUUCGGCAUUCUACCCUAUCAUUGUAAAGAUCUUUCAAGUUGGCUGGUUGCGGGCGAACGCUGAGUACGGAGCUUCGUUAUACGGCUUGACUAUCCUAAUAUAUCUAUGCUCUGUGACUACUUACGCGCUGCGAGUGACAGAGGCAUGGAAACCUGGACGCUUUGAUAUCUGGGGCCAUUCGCAUCAGAUAUUCCACGUGGGUAUGGCGAUUGGGCUUACAGUACAUUUUCUGGCCUUCUUCAGGGCUGUCAAUCAAUUUUAUGCUGUGAAGCACGGCCAAUGCCCGGAGUGA